AUGGCAAUAUAUAAGAAACAUUUCUCUCUAUCUAUUGUGGGCCAUGGUGGUAUGGGGAAGACAACUCUCUUACAACAUGUUUAUAAUGAUGAAAUUACGAAGGAAUUUGGUCUUAAAAUGUGGGUUUGUGUUUCCAACAACUUUCAUGUGAAGAAAGUCAUUGCCGAUAUGUUGGAAUCUCUUCAUAAGAAAGAGAGGCCUCGUUUGGAGACACUUGAUGCACUUCAAGGGCGUCUCAAGGAGGAGGUGAAGUCCAAAAAGUUCUUACUUGUGCUGGAUGAUAUUUGGGAGGAGGAUGAAAGCAAAUGGGGGGAUGUGCUUGCCCCUCUAUCUUCUGGGGGUUUUGGUAGUAAGAUUCUGGUAACAACUCGAACGGACUCAGUUGCACUGAUGCUUGCAAAGGUAAUUAAAAAGAAGAAGGAAAUAGUUAAAUUAGAGGGCCUAGAGGAAGAUGAGUGUUUGGAGCUCCUUUACUCUCAUGCAUUUGCUGGUGUAGAGAACUCCCCUGAUGAUCAUGAAAGUUUAAUAGUCAUUGCUCGAGAUAUAGUUAAAAAGCUUUCAAGAUCUCCGUUGGCAGCUAAGGUCAUUGGCGGUGUUCUGAAUGAGAACUUGGAAGUAAGGCAUUGGAGGACAGUUCUAGAAAGCAAUUUAUUGGAUCAGAAUUCUAUCCAUUCUAUCUUAAGACUUAGCUAUACAGUUCUGCCAAAUCAUCUACGAAAUUGCUUUGCAUUUUGUUGUAUAUUCCCAGAAGAUCAUGAGUUUGAUAAAGAUGAUUUAGUCCGAAUGUGGAUUGCAUUGGGUUUCAUUCAGUCGUCUCCAGGAAUGACUAUGGAGGAUAUCGGAGGAAAGUAUUUUGAUGUUUUAGUCAAAAAAGUUUUAUUUAACAAGUUUGAGGUCGAACAUUACGAUUUGCCGGUCACAUAUAACUACAAGAUGCAUGAUUUAAUACAUGAGUCAGCAUCUAGAUUUUUUUCUCAGGUAUGCUGUAAACUUGUGGGUAAUGAAGUGUCAUCUCUCAAAAUUUCUGAGACUAUUCGGCACUUAUCUGUUCUAAAUGCAAAACCAGACAUCUUAAGAAAGAUUGAGAAGUUGAAACAUUUGCAUUCUCUUUUCUUGUUCUAUGAAGAUUUUAAUGAUCAGGAUCUUCACAGUGGACUUAUUGAAGUAUUGAAAACAUCGAGAAGCCUACGCUUAUUAUACAUAUGGGUUUCAAAAGGCUUGAAAAUAAUACCUGAGGGGAUUGGAAAUUUGAUACAUCUUCGAUACUUAAAUAUUGUUAGUUCUAAUUUGACUCUGAUGCCAAGAUCUGUAAGUAAUCUCUAUCACUUGCAAUAUAUAAGCUAUUGGCGAAAUAGCCUAAGCGAUCCUGAAGGUGAUGUUUUUUUACCAAGUGACAUUAAUAGCCUUUCUAACUUGCGUUACAUGAAAUUGCCCAAGAUUUGUAUUUCAUCGAUUUGUGAAAUUGGGAAGUUAAAGUCUCUUCAAGAACUGUAUAUAUUUGAUCUUAGAGAUGUGAGUGGUUAUCGAAUUGGGGAGCUGAAGAAUAUGCUUGAUCUUUACAAAUUAGGAAUCAAUUGCCUUGAAAAUGUUAAGGAUGGCGAGGAGGCUCGUAAUGCCCAAUUAUGUGAAAAGAGGAGGCUCACAGAUUUGACCUUAUGUUGGAGUGAUAAUCACAUUGCUUCGACGAACAACGAUUUAGAUGAGAAUGUGCUCGACAACCUUCAUCCACCAAAAUGUCUAAAGAAUCUGAGCAUAAAGAGAUACAUGGGUGCAAGGUCUGCAAUAUGGAUGAACAAUGUCAAUUGGAUCAUCAAUCUAGAGGAAAUCGAAUUGUCUCAUUGCAAGGAAUUGGAAACUCUUCCACCUUUUGGGCAACUUCCCUUUCUCAAGAUACUGAAACUUGAAAGCAUGCCGAAAGUAAAAUGGCUCGAAAGUAAAUUUAAUGGGAAUGAUAAAUACCGUGCCUUUCCAUUGCUAGAGAAGUUAUAUAUUUACGGAUUAGAAGCAUUAGAGGAUUGGUUUGAGGCAGGAGUAGCUGCUGAAGAUGGAUGUUUGUUUCCUUGCUUAAUUCGACUGUUUCUAAUUGGCUGCCCGAAGUUGAAAGAGUUUCCCUCUUUGCCCCCUAAGCUCAAGUACUUCUUGAUGGAGAACAUGGGGUGGAGGACUUUGAAUUUUGGUAGCAAUUCAAAUCCUAUUCCCCUUCAAUCAUUAGAGGUCGUUGACUGUCCAAAUAUUACAUCUAUUCCUCUGGCUGAUGAAAUAGCAAGACUUGCAGCACUAAGAUCCUUGAAAAUUAUGAAGUGCCCUAAUCUGAUCUCUCUGGGAAGAUAUCGAGAUUUUUCCGGAUUUUCGUGGAUUUUUACUGUGAUGGAUCAGCCAACCCAGACACUGACAGACGGGCAGAGUGCUAGUCAGGCAGCACGCAGUGGGGAGUACCAGCCCAGGUUGGCCGGUGCUAAUACAUUGUCUCAAGUAUUGCUGACACUUGUUGCUCAGAUGAUGAGCGCGAGAACUUCAGUAGCAAGCGCUUCUACCGCACAAUCUGAGGGCAUGCGAGCUCCAUCUGAUAGAGAACGACUGACAGCUUACUCAGCAGGCGGUGGACUUGCGAGUAGGCGCAAGAAAGUUUGCAGGCGAGGCAUCUGCAGUGGUUCCCUCUGGGAAGACAGAACUUUAUAUCUGGAUCUGUCUGGGGAUAUGGAGGACUCCAGGAGCGAGUGCAGGGUCGUCUGGUAG
Messenger RNA from Dendrobium catenatum, 2736 nucleotides. RefSeq names its product putative disease resistance protein RGA3. Lineage: Eukaryota; Viridiplantae; Streptophyta; Magnoliopsida; Asparagales; Orchidaceae. The record is from RefSeq and is a predicted model, not a curated record. Gene Ontology annotation, biological process: defense response to other organism. The transcript is spliced from 4 exons. Gene Ontology annotation, molecular function: ADP binding. Bases 1 to 2736 code for a protein of 911 amino acids.